AUGAAUGAGUUGGCUGCAGUCGUCGAGCUGCUACCACGCAUUGUGGGACUACCAACGCCUGGAGAUCCCAGCACGUAUCGAUUAACCACUGAUAAGGCUCGGGAUGUGCGCCAGCAGCUUGUGCGUGAGCUUUUCGCUGCUGUCCCAUACGAGCAUUUCUUCUCAGUGUCCGUUGUUACGUCCAAAGAACAGGCCUUUAAACUGCUCGCCGAGUGUGACUGGAAAUUAUCAGUGGCGCAACAGCGCGCUGAAACAGUCUCGGAGACAUGUGAGGUUGGAAGCUCGGUUCCAUCGCUGCCCGAGUACUCCAAGAACCGGCGGGGCAUGACCUGUGGGCAUGUGUUCCGCAAGGGCGAGCCUAUUUUCCGAUGCCAUGAUUGCUCCUUUGAUGAUACCUGUGUUCAGUGUGCAACGUGUUUUCGCCAUUCCAUUCAUGCGCGCGAGGACCAUGACGUCCUGUUCUCCGUCGCAGACGAAGGUGGCGCAUGCUGUGACUGUGGCGAUGAAGAGGCCUGGAACUGUGAUUUGGGCUGUGAGUUCCACAGCCUACAUCCGUACAACGAGCCUCAACCUCCAGCUAGCUCGAACUCGAGCGAGCAGGACCUCGACGCCAUUCUUGCCCCGAUGCCGUCGGAAGUGCGUGCUUCCUUGUCUGAUUUCGCGGCGCUGCUCUUGGCGUUCGUGCUUGAAACACUGGCUCAUUCACCCAAGCAGACCCCACUGGUCAUGGGACCCGAUGUUGUUGACGGUGUGAAGCGCCAGCCGACCAUGGAGCAUGCGUUUCCGGCGAAGGGCAAAGCACGUCAGGAAGCGCCUGACUCGCCAGAUGUGGAUACGCCACCUCCUCUGUUUGUGGCGCUUUUAUGGAACGACGAAAAGCACAGCUUUAAUGAGGUAUCGGACAAGGUCCUUGAGGUGUGCACAUCCAAGACGGUUAAGGAGGCGCGCCACUUUGCCGAACUGGUCGACCGCCACGGCCGCGAGGUGUUAUCAAUAUCCGACGAUGUCCGGCGCCUUGUACUUAUGGCACGCCGCAUUGGCGUGAUCUAUCUUUUGGUCACGGUGGAGCCGGCGUUUGACUACUUCGUCGAGGAGGUGGCAGGGCAGAUCCUGCAGUUUCUGUUCGACAUGGCAGGCUGUUCCUUCUAUACUGCCCAGGGCGCCUCUGACGGCCGCACACUGAAAGCGCUGCUGACCCAGACGUUCAUGCGUCCGUGGCGGGUGCGGGAAUGGGAAGAAGCGCCAGCGACGAUCCGACGGGAUCUUUUCGAUCCAACGAACCUGUGCAUGCUGGAUGCACUGCUGCUUUUCGACGCCAAGCUGUGGAAAUCUGCGCGCUUCACUGCACGGAACAUGCUGAUGGACCUAAUUGCGUGCCGCGAGGCCAAACGCCAGGUGGCACUCCGUGUCGCAAGCGUAUACCCACGGCUCAUCGAGUCGUUUAUUCUGCAUGACCGCGAGCCAGAGCACUCGCUGUAUCAUUUGACGGUGCAACUGUUUAGUGUGCCCAGUAUUGCCACACAACUUGUGGUAGAGCGCGGCUUCUUGUCGCUGCUGCUAUAUAUCCUUCAAGCGCUCUUCGCCAACGAAAGAGAGGGACGCAUCACGUCGCUCAUUCUGCCUGCAGCCCCGCCCGCUCGGGGGCAGGCGAACCCCGAUACGCCGCUGUUGCGCCAGCAAAAGUGUUAUCAUAUUUUUUAUGAUAUCCGAUAUCUGCUGGCGGCCGCCGAUGUCCAACGCGAUAUCGUGAGGCACUCCGAAACAUACCUAAGCGCUUGGCUCGAGUUCUUUGCGCUCUUCCACUCAAUUGCACCCGACACGCGCGCUGUGCAUGCGCACGUGGAGUUUGAAAGUGAGCUGUGGAUCCAGGUCUUUCACAUCAAUUCGCACCUGGGACGGAUCGCGAAACUGUUGGGCGAGGCCUUUGUGCAUGCCAACGCUGCGCGACUCUGCCAGGCCCUCUCGUACGUGGGCCACACCAUUUUGAUGCAUCUUGAGCGACUGUCAUCGCUGGAUCCCAUCACGCAGCCGCCCCUGGUCAUGCACGAAAUCGACUACGCCGGUCACCGCAUUGAGGUAGUGCCGUUUGUGGUUUCGUCGCAGCCAGUAAGUUUUCACCAUCCGAUGCACUGGCUUUUUGCGGAAAUGCUCAAGCACAUACACCAUGUAACGGAUGCCAGCCUGAUGAUCGAGUCACUGGGCGAGGACCGCCUGCUCAUGCUUGUUGAUCACCCAUUGCGCGUUGCUGUCAAGCUGGCCCAGAUUCGGUGCAAUGUGUGGGUUCGCAACGGUUUCGCGAUUCGCUCGCAGGCAUUCCAUUACCGCGACUCUAUGUGGAUGCGGGAUAUCAUGUACGACCAGGACCUGUUCCUCCAGCAGUGCGCCCUGGCUUUCACUUCGCCCAAGCGCUUCCUAGGGUCACUGUUGGACCGCUUCGAGCUCAUCGACUGGUUUAGCGGUCGUGCCAGUGAUGCGCAUCCCGUGUACGAUGCUGACCAAUGCCUCUUUAUGGCCGAGGAGCUUUUCCUUCUCCUUGCUGUGCUGCUCAACGAAAUCGCCGUCCCAGCGCACUGGUCGAUUGAGGCGCAGGUACGGCGCGAACUUGUACACUACCUGGUUCUUGGCCCUUGCACCUACUCCGAGCUCACUAAGCAAGUGCCCGAGCGUUUCACCGACCACAGCUGCUUUGAUCGCGAGCUCGCACGCGUCGCACACUUCCGCGAGCCCGACGGCUCCGCGGACCAUGGUAUGUAUGAGCUGCGUCCUGCAUUCCUCGCCGAUGUCCAGCCGCUCUUCCACCACUACUCGCGAAACCAGCGUGAAAAAGCGGAGCAAGUGUUAUCGGAGAAGCGCGCAGCUGGGUGCACGCUACCUAUCUACUCGACAAGCCCGCUGAAUGUGUUGGCUCACACGCCUUUCCGCGGCUUGGCCAACAUAUUUCUCUGCCCCGUGUUGCUGGACAUGCUCUUUUAUGCCCUUAAAAAUGCUACGGCCCUGAGAGAGCCCCCUGACACGCUCCUUAUGGUGAUUUUGCACCUCAUUGCGCAAGGCAUCGAGGAGCAUGGCGCAAGCUUCGUGGAGAUGAUGACACAGCGUCGCUCGCAGGACCCCAAAGUUUCAGAUAACCUCCUCGACCUGCUCUUACACAUGAGCCGUCAGCCGACCCUCAAGGCCUACGAGACAAAAUUCUCGCACAUUUUUGACCGAGCCGUGCAGCUGUCGCCCUCGGUCAUGGAGGCCGUGACCCAAGUGCGUGGCCCGCCAGUCGAGGCUCCCGAAGAGGACACGCGCCGCCGACAGGCUGCUCGUGCGCAACAGCAGGCCAUUUUGCAAAAGUUCUCAGCACAGCAGCAGAGCUUGCUGGCCGAGCUUGAUGAUGAACUUAGCGAUGACGACAUGGAUGAAGGUUUUGGCACGUGCAUCUUGUGUCAAGAGCGCCUCGACGGCACGCGGGCGUUUGGAUCACUCGUGCACGUGCAAGAAAGCCGGUUGGUUCGCACCUCGCUGCCGCGGGAGGCGAGCUCAAUUGACGAUGUGCUCGCGACGCCUCUAAACCUGGAUGCAGGCGAUACAGGGCAGCGCGCACGCGGUACAUAUAAGCGUGUACAAGAGGGCGCCCAACUCGGCUAUCCUGCGUCCGCGCAUGUCACAGGCCUCGUCGCCGUCACAUGCGGGCAUGGCAUGCAUGUUUCGUGCUUCCACACGUAUUUGCAGAGCACAGAGCAGCGGCAUGCCCUGCAGGUCGCACGGCAGCAUCCCGAAGACCUCUCGCGGUUCGAGUACAUCUGCCCCCUGUGUAAAUCGCUGGGUAACAUGCUACUGCCCGAACCCGGCGUGAGCCCUCUUGGUGAGUCGCCCUUUCGCCAGGCGCCACUCGGUCAGGUCGAGCAGACGAACACGCCUCUUGCAGAAUGGGUACGCAGCGUCAACAUUUCGAUUCUCAAGCAAUCGUCAGCCAACACGACUGCACGCACCGACCACCAAGACGCCCUGCUUGGCACCGGCCGAUUCCUGCCUUGGCUUGUGGAACGCUCUGCACAGCCGCACAACCCCGACCUGGGCUUAGGUCUAUUUGCGCCAGACGAGUGCCAUAUGCUUCAGAGGUACACUAAUGUGUUACAGCUCCUCGCAGACGAGACGGCCGCGGCCCGUAGUCGCGACCACCAAGCCACCAUAUUGCAUGCGUCAGGCGAGCUGCACGACGUGCUGUACAUCCCUGAUAAACUCGUGGCUUACACGCUUGCGCAGCAGGAGAUUGCCCUCCGCGGCGUGCCACAACCCAUCACGGAGGCGAUCACGCCAUCACAGCUAAAACUUGUGCAGACCAUGCUGGACGCGCUGGGCGCCUCGAUGCGUCUCACGCUCCAUAAUACCAGCGGGACGCACAACGGCGGCAUUGACCUGCUCCGCCAAGGUCUUUUGAAACGUCUUCUCCCCUACUGGGUCAGCGAGCCUGCUGUUCGCUCGCCGCUCCUUCUGCGCGACCCUCUAGGUGUGCUUGUGGAAGCAGCCGUUCUGACGCCUGAGCAGCUCGCGCCCAUCACAGGGCUUCUGUACUAUGUGCAGAUAAUUCAGUGCGUCUUUGGACUGGCACAACCUGUGUCCACACCCACCAAGCAUGCGUCCAACGCGCCAGAUCUCGACGAGGCAAUACGCAUUUUCCCCUACGCACGUUGGCUUGCCACGAGCAUCAUAAGCCUCGUCGGCUAUGUGAGAGGCAACAUGACACUGGGCUUUGAUCAGAUGAACGAUCGCGAGCUAGCCAAGGUCAUGUGCUUGUAUACACUGCCAUUCUUGCGGCGCGCCGCUAUCUUGCGCCGUGCGUUGUCCGGCGCUAUUCCUGCGGCCCCGACUAAAUCAGCCGAUGCAUCGACCGAGUAUGAGCGUCUUCUGGCCGAGCUGCAAAUUCCCGCGCCUGCCUUGGCCCUGCCUAUGCACUCGCAGUCAAACGAGCUGAUCACCAUGCUUAUGGAAGGAUGGACGAAACAUGCGUAUGUGCACUUUGCACCUCUAUUCCGACCCCUGCCGAUCCAACCCGGCCUGGCUCCAAGCGUGCCCAAUCUUGUAUUGGAGCACCCGCAUAUCUACGAACUGCUUCCACUCCAGCGCGACUUGACAGAGCUGCUACAGCAGACCCAAGAAAGGAAAUGUCCCCGCUGUGGCACACUGCCUCCGACCUUUUCCUUGUGUCUAUUCUGCGGGCAGGUGCUGUGCGAGCAGUCGUACUGUUGCAGCGAUCCGGACGAUGAAUCACGUGGCGAGUGCAAUCAGCACAUGGAGCAGUGUGGUGGCCGUGUUGGCAUGCAUUUCCGUGUCGGCAGCAACAUUGUGGUGCUUUUAUACCAAACUAAUGGCGCCUUCUCACCCUCGCCAUACCUGAACUCCCAUGGCGAGGUAGACCGAUACCUAUUGAAAGCGCGACCCCAAAGGCUGCAUCUUCAACGCUACGAUGAGCUGAGAAAGCAGUGGCUCAUGCAUGGCCUUGCCAAUGUGGUGACGCGGCGCAUUGAGGCUACAAUCGAUCAUGGCGGAUGGACCACGUUCUAA
Molecule: messenger RNA, 5547 nt
Organism: Malassezia sympodialis ATCC 42132
Lineage: Eukaryota; Fungi; Basidiomycota; Malasseziomycetes; Malasseziales; Malasseziaceae
Biological process (GO): protein ubiquitination; ubiquitin-dependent protein catabolic process via the N-end rule pathway
Cellular component (GO): ubiquitin ligase complex; cytoplasm
Molecular function (GO): ubiquitin protein ligase activity; zinc ion binding
Source: RefSeq, a predicted model, not a curated record